Messenger RNA from Oryza sativa Japonica Group (Japanese rice), 1411 nucleotides. RefSeq names its product CEN-like protein 2. The record is from RefSeq and is a predicted model, not a curated record. Lineage: Eukaryota; Viridiplantae; Streptophyta; Magnoliopsida; Poales; Poaceae.
AAGACCAGCAACCACUCGAGACUGUUUAUCUCGUGUUUACCUACACACCACGAGCUACUAUACACACACCCUCUCGAUCUCAUCACCGGUAUUCACCUUCUCUCCCUUCAGUACGUUCUCAAGAGAUUAGCCUCUUGCAGCUAGCCACCAUGUCUAGGGUGCUGGAGCCUCUCGUCGUCGGGAAGGUGAUCGGAGAGGUCAUCGACAACUUCAACCCCACGGUGAAGAUGACGGCGACCUACAGCUCCAACAAGCAGGUGUUCAACGGCCACGAGUUAUUCCCGUCGGCGGUCGUGUCCAAGCCGCGAGUCGAGGUUCAGGGCGGCGACCUGAGGUCUUUCUUCACACUGGUUAUGACAGAUCCAGACGUGCCAGGGCCUAGUGAUCCGUACCUGAGGGAGCACCUCCACUGGAUCGUCACUGAUAUUCCUGGCACCACUGAUGCUUCCUUUGGGAGGGAGGUGGUGAGCUACGAGAGCCCGAAGCCCAACAUUGGCAUCCACAGGUUCGUCCUCGUGCUGUUCAAGCAGAAGCGCCGUCAGGCGGUGACCCCGCCAUCCUCCAGGGACUACUUCAGCACCCGCCGCUUCGCCGCCGACAACGACCUCGGCCUCCCCGUCGCCGCCGUCUACUUCAACGCGCAGCGAGAGACGGCCGCUCGCCGCCGCUAAUUAACCAAACUGCCAAAAACCAAAUUAAGCCCCUCUUGCAGGCAUGCAAUAUGCCUCCUGCAAUAUUAAUUGCAGAUGCAGCUAGCCUUCCAAACUAUAUAUUGCAACUAAUUAAGAAUGGACUACUACAUAUAUAAUCUAGGGAUCGAUCGAGCUAGAUCACCUAGUGGCAUAUAUAUAUCAGCCACUAUUAGCUUAGCCAUGUAUGAACCAAAUAAGAACUCGGUGCAGCAAGCGCGAGCCACUGUUUAGUUCGUCAGUGUAGUUAAUUGGUAUAUAUGCCUAUAUAUCCGUGUCUGCAAGAGCUAGGUGAGACACGUGAGACGUACUCGCCUCGUACGUGUUGCACUAUAGCUUGAGUCAAUCUCAAGCUCCUGCGUAUAUCCAGCUGAAGAUCGCAAUGUUCGCCGGCGGCGAAACAGCUGGUGCUGGGAGAGGCGAAAGGCGAUGCAUAAUGCAUUGUGUUGACUGGGAGCAGUUUAAAUUGACGUGUCGGGCGGCGAAGGCAGGAAGAGGAAGUGGCCAUGGCUCUCUAGUACUCACUUUGUCAGUUACAAGCUACUAUAUUUAUCCUGUUAUGUGCGUGUGUGAGUGGCUGCAGCUAGCUAUAUAUGCACUUUUGCAGCUUGCAGUAACGUGUUUGUACUUUUAUGGCAUGAUCCUAGUUUGAUUUCGAUCGUUUGCUAGCUUGGUCUGAUUGUGAGUGUUUGAUAUGACCAUCAUAUAUUUUUCUCGAUCGA